GACUGCCAGGAGCUGACGGACGUGGAGCGCGCCAUCGAGACCGUGAUCAGCCAGUUCCACUGCUACGCCGUGAAGGGCCAGAAGGAGUACCUGACCCCCAACGAGAUGCAGGAGCUGCUGGUGCAGAAGCUGCCGCACCUGGGCAAGUGCGUGGGACCCCUGGAGGAGAAGAUCGAGUGCAUGGGAGACCCCAACGAGGCCAAGCUGGAGUUCGGGGAGUACUGGGACAUGAUGGGCGACGCGGCCAAGGGCUGUCGGAGGAAGUAGAGGGCGAUGGC
Messenger RNA from Zonotrichia albicollis (white-throated sparrow), 278 nucleotides. The record is from RefSeq and is a predicted model, not a curated record. NCBI's taxonomy places the organism in Eukaryota, Metazoa, Chordata, Aves, Passeriformes, Passerellidae.